CAAGACGAAGAUAAGCUCCUGCAACCCCGCGGUCAGUGAAUUGGCCGGCAAAUUGUCUCAAGGAUGUCCCAGAAGUUCCCUCCCGUGCAAGGAGGAGGAUCCCUCAUUGUCGCCUGGCAGGCAAAGGCGAAACAUGUUCUGGUAGUUGGCGGUGGAGAGGUGGCCGCAGGUCGCAUCCUCCACGCCCUCAACGCCGAUGCCAAAGUAACCGUGGUCUGUCCUGCAUCCGGUCUCAACGAUGAAGUGGCUUUCAGGGUAGCAGAAGGCCAGGUUAGUCACAUUGAUAGGAACUUCGAAGCAGCCGAUUUGGAAGGAGCAGACAUGGUGCUCUGUGCCAUUGACGAUCCGGACGCUUCGACGCAGGUUUGGAAGCUCUGCAAGGAGAAGCGAAUUCCCGCGAACAUAGCUGAUGUACCCUCGGAAUGUGAUUUUUACUUCGGUAGCGUAUAUCGCGAUGGGCCAUUGCAAGUGAUGGUCAGUACCAAUGGAAACGGACCCAAACUGGCCAGUAUUGUUCGGAAGAAGAUAGCGAACACCUUGCCCGAUAACAUGGGUGCUGCCAUAGACAAUGUGGGUAAGCUGCGGAAGAAGCUGAGGGAAGUCGCCCCCAAUGCCGAACAAGGGCCGAAACGAAUGAAGUGGAUGUCGGGCGUUUGCGAGUCCUGGAGCCUAGAGGACCUCGUCCAGAUGGACGACAGGGAUAUGGACAGUCUUUUGACCCAUUACGCAUCUGGGAAGAUCCCGACCCUGAGCGAAGUCCGGUCCAGCUGACGAGGCUGAGUAGAGAUCUUGUAGCACACCUUGGUCGAUACGUCAAUAGCCAUGCAUUCGGACGUGUCAAAUACCGAAUGGGUAGAAUCCGGCAACGCUCUCAUAAAGAUGUUAUUUUGUACAUACAAAUAUAAGUCCCGUCGAAGGAGUCUCGCGGGAGAUAAGAAGAAACAAACGCAAUGCUGUGCUAGGUCUA
Messenger RNA from Aspergillus sclerotioniger CBS 115572, 967 nucleotides. RefSeq names its product bifunctional precorrin-2 dehydrogenase/sirohydrochlorin ferrochelatase MET8. The record is from RefSeq and is a predicted model, not a curated record. Gene Ontology annotation, biological process: siroheme biosynthetic process. Lineage: Eukaryota; Fungi; Ascomycota; Eurotiomycetes; Eurotiales; Aspergillaceae. The coding region runs from base 64 to 771 and encodes 235 amino acids. Gene Ontology annotation, molecular function: protoporphyrin ferrochelatase activity; precorrin-2 dehydrogenase activity. The transcript is spliced from 3 exons.